Molecule: messenger RNA, 1659 nt
Organism: Closterium sp. NIES-67
Lineage: Eukaryota; Viridiplantae; Streptophyta; Zygnematophyceae; Desmidiales; Closteriaceae
Source: the annotation of a GenBank genome assembly
UAUCUUUGGUUUACGGAAACCUAAUUUCCGUCCAACUUGUCCUUCACGUAUUAUUGUCCUCCUCGUAGAACCGUCUAGUCUCCUACAUCCGCCGGGUCUUUAAUCCGCGAGGCAAUCAUGCGGAAGUAAGCUUGAGAACUGUUGGGGUCGUCUCUGUGCGCAAGGGACCAGCACCUGCAGCAGCAACCAGACACCGGCUCGGCACCUUUGCCAUUUCGCUCACCGUCCAUUUUCUCUCGUUCCCCGCAGCGGCAGCAGCUCUCGAAACCCCCUUGGCUAGCGAUAAUAUUUAUCGCACACGAAUCGCACACGAUGUCAAACCUGCUCCAAGACCACCUGCUUCAGCAGCCGUGUCGGCAGCAGCAGGAGUUUUGAGGCGCCACAAAACAGCUCUCGCAACCCCCUUGGCAAUCGAUAAGAAUAUUUCAUCGCUUAGGAUCAUGUCAAACGUGCUCCAACAGCACCUGCUUCAGCAGCCGGAUCGGCAGCAGCAGGAACAGCAGCUGCUGCCGCCGUUGCAACAAUGGCGGCAUCACCAGGACACACCCCCGCAAUCGGCGGCGGAUUCACUCGCGGAGCCCCUUUCUCUCUAUCGCAUUUGCCGUGAGAGGAUUCGAGGAGCGAGCUUGUAUGCGUUGGAUGGUAGCAAUAUAGCUGAUGGUCCUGGUGUUACUGUAAAUGCACCAUCACCUCUGAUCGCAUCUGGGCCGUUGAUCUCGCACUCGUCUCGCAAUCCAACAGGUCGGCAGCUCCUGCACAUGCCGUUUGGCUCAGCACCUGCGGCAGCGGUGACAGCAGCAACACCAGCACAAGCAUCUGUACAAGCAGCGCUGCCAGCAGGCGAAGGACCAGCAGCAGAAGCCGCAGCAGGGAUUUCAGCACGAGACGAAGCCGCAGCUGCACGGUUAGGGUUAGGAGCAGAGCGACGGAGUGGAGACGAAGUCACGGAGAUGGACGCUGGUGUUGUUCCCCAUGGGGAAGAAUCAGGGGACGCAUCACCUGUGUUUCAGCUGCAAUGUAUGGCGGCUGAAUCUGGGAGGGUUGUGGAGCCAAGUGGAGAGCUGGAGAGAUGGCUGCAGAUGAGACAAGAAAGUCAACAGAGUCAACAGGGUCAGGAACGGGUGCGGAGUCAACAACGGCAGAGACGGAAGGGGAGAGCAGGCGAGGAAGCGGAGGAUGGGGGGGAGAGGGAAGAGGGAGUGGUGGGUGAGGAUGAGGGGGAGGGGGAGGAGGAGGGGGCGGAGGAGGGGGAGGGAGAUGAGGGAGGGAAGAGAGCAAACAAGAGGAGGAGAGAGCGAAGGCAGCAGUGGCAGCAGGAUGACGGAAGGGGAGGGAUGGAUGGGGCAGCAUGUGAAGUAUGUCCUUCUCCGGAGCAUCUGCUGCACUCACAUGUCCAGAUGUUCAAGUCUAUCCGCAGAAGACAUCAGGAGGAAUUUAUUGUUAGAGCCAAGAAGUCCAUGAAACAACUCCGAGCGAUAUUGGUUCCUGCAGGAGGCCAUACCCCACUCUCAUCGUCUCUUGUGCUCCCAUCUAUUGAUGAUUCGUAUAUAAUGCGCUGUCUAGGGAUAACCGGCCAAUUGAUUUAGUGGGAUUCACAAAAGCAAAACGUGUCUUAUUGUUAUGCUCUUGAGAUGUGUCACAUUGUAUUCGUAUUGUGCA